This is a messenger RNA of Penicillium samsonianum, 650 nucleotides long. RefSeq names its product DUF4604 domain-containing protein. The transcript has 2 exons. The record is from RefSeq and is a predicted model, not a curated record. NCBI's taxonomy places the organism in Eukaryota, Fungi, Ascomycota, Eurotiomycetes, Eurotiales, Aspergillaceae. Bases 177 to 650 code for a protein of 157 amino acids.
CCAGGAGCUAUCGACUUUCGCAAUUCUCCAAUUCUUGCUUUUACACAUAGAGUAACCUGUCUUUCUGUUUUGAUUGAACAAAAUGGACUUUCCUCAAUGAUCUACAAAAUACGCAAAGGGCAGUACAAGUACAAAGCGUCACUUGAAAACUAGCAAGCGAAUACAGCAUUUCCACCAUGCCUAAGAACCCAAAGUUUGAAUAUGAUGCAAAGCAGCCUGCAUUCCUACAGAAACUCCGGGGCCAGUAUGGAGACAACAACGGUCGCUUGGAGCGGCCUGCUUUACGACCCACCAGACUCAAGGUCAAUAAGGACGACGACGACGACGAGCCUACCUACAUCGACGAAGAAAGUAACGAAGUGAUUUCCAAGGAGGAAUACAAGGAAUUGGUUGGUGAAAACAGCCCGAAAGCGGAGGGCGAGGCCGACAACUCAGCGAAGGACAACUCCACUGGCGAUCAAGACAAAUCCCAAACAGAACUUUCCACCAGCAAACAGAACAAUCUCACUGAGGUUGGAGGCCAGAGGAAACGGAAACAGGCCAGAGUGGUGGGUGAGGACAAGGCCGAAGCCGAAGAAGUCCAGCCCAAGGCGACUAUGAAGAAAUCCAAGAAGCCCAAGAAGAUCAAGCUAUCCUUUGACGAGGAAUGA